This is a messenger RNA of Talpa occidentalis (Iberian mole), 2994 nucleotides long. Its product is annotated as 39S ribosomal protein L47, mitochondrial-like. NCBI's taxonomy places the organism in Eukaryota, Metazoa, Chordata, Mammalia, Eulipotyphla, Talpidae. Gene Ontology annotation, molecular function: structural constituent of ribosome. The record is from RefSeq and is a predicted model, not a curated record. Gene Ontology annotation, cellular component: mitochondrial large ribosomal subunit; mitochondrial ribosome. Gene Ontology annotation, biological process: mitochondrial translation.
CUGGCCGCAGUCUCUGCAGCGCGGGUUCGGUCCCGGCCGCUGGCGAGAAUCCCACAUGGCGCGGCAGACCUCUCCUGUCGCGCCAGCUGCUUCCCUCAGCAGUGUAUUUCAGUAGAUCUGCCUGUUCUGUUCCCCGCUCUGUCUCUGGUGAAUCCUCUCGCCCUCCCAGCAUCUGGCCUGUACCCCUGUUCUUGUAUAAAAAUAAAUCUUAAAGAGAGAGAGAGCGGGCGCGGGAGAGGAGCCACCCGAGUGCUGGGAAAUCGCAUUCUCCUGAUAAAUACUGCACCCCGAGUGCGAGUGCGGGCCCACUGCUCCGUGACAGGUGGCUGACGUGGGUAGUUAAUACUGUGCGUGCAUCUAGAUUCAUUUUGCACACUCUUUUGGUCUCUCACAAGGGUCAAAGUCUUUCGAAAGUGUCAGAUGUAGGUUAGCGGUAAACACCCAGCAAACAUUCAUUCUGUCCCGCCUCUGCCUUUUCAGAUUUUUUAUGAACCCAGAAAACACCAAAUACAGCUUUGCAGUUCAAAGGAGAAUUAUUCAAGAUAAAUGCCCACAUGUCCAAAAAAAAGUGGCAAGAUAACCAAAUGAUUUGGGAAUUGUUGCAAGAGCAAGCUGUUGGGAUUUGAGUUCCCAAUAGUUCUAGGAUUCUUCUUAAUGCCUCCCCCUCCUGUGUGCUUGGCUCUGAGCCUGAAUCUCAUCUACGGAUGUAAAGCUGACCCAGAGCUAGUUUUCAGUAAAUUGUAGCCUAGUUAGUAUUACAAAAACAAAUUAGAAUCAGCUUAAGCAAAGGGAUGACAUUUAAUUUUAAUAACAAGAAAGAAAAAACUGAGUAAUUCUUUACUUUUCCCAUAUUUUUUGAACUGGUAAAAUACACAUAAUGUAAAAUUUACUAUUUAAUCUUUUUCAUCUAAAAACCAUUUUAACCCUGUUAGUGAACAAGUCAAUGCCAUUAAGUACACUCACAUUGUGCAAUUCUUGCCACUACCCAUCUUUUCAUCUGUAGGGUAAGUAAAGGAAUCAGGCUUUUCCACCCUCCCGCCAUUAGAUUAAUGAUCCCUGUGGCCCUAAGUGUAUGCCUGAUGGCGGAAACCUGGAGUAGGAUGUGGGCAGGCAUAGGUGGGUACACCUGGGCUGAGACUGUGUUUUUAAGGGCUGCAUCACCGGAAGCAGAACCAGCAGAACACCAGAAGAGAACAAGCAAGAGAACUGAACUGAACCAGCAGGAGAGUCCAGAAAGAGUGAAGACUUGCUGGGUGCUGGGAGGCCUGCCAGCCUCCUGGCUGCCCCCCAUCCCAGCCUGCUGUGUGCCUGGUAAACUCAAUAAAAGCCUAAAAGCCACCGAGGCCUCCAGGAUUCCUCCUUCUUCAUCUGUCUGCUUGGAUCAUAGACAUCCUGCUCUGUGCCUUACUGGCACUACAUCAUCUCAAACUAAAACUAACCACUAAACCAUAGUACCUACCAUCCUUCCUUAAUCCCCACCUGCUAGUAACCAGUAUUCUACUUUGUUUCUAUGAGUUUGACUAUUCUAGGUAUGUUAUGUAAGUGAAAUCAUACAAUAUUUGUCCUUUUUUUGGUUGGACAUUUCACUGAGCAUGUUUUCAAGGUUCAUCCACAAUGUACCUUGUCAGAAUUUCCUUCCUUUGUAAGGCUGGACAAUAUUCUAUUGUAUGUAUUCUUUUGAUCUAUAUCUUUUGAGUUAUUCUGGGAACAGCUAUGUUCUAAUGUUCCUUAGGAAAAACUGGCACAGUUUUCUGAAGUUCUUAACAUUGCCUGCAAGGGCUGGGUGAUGUGCUCUUGCCCACAUAGCCAAAGGCACUCCUCACAUUUCCCUCCCUAAACUGCAGCUAAGUCAAAUCCAGUUACCUGAAAAACAAUGUAGAUUCCUGCUUCUGUGUCUUUACACAGAGGCUUUAAAAUUACUUGUUUACAUGUGAGUUUGCAACUCUAGACAGUGAACUCUUUGAGGACAGGGAUAGGCAAGGACACCGAGCCCCUUGCAGAGGUUUUUGCUGAGCGAAUCAAUGAAUGGUCUAACUUUUAACAAUGAGGAAAAUGACCGAUUUCUUUAACUGCUAGUAGCACAAGGGAAAAAAAGCUAUAAAGUUAUAUUUUGAGAAACACCCUUUCUGAAAAAAGUUAUUAAAAUAAUGUCCUACAUACAAGUAUUUACAUCCUAUCAAAACACUACCACAGCAAAAAAAUGGCUGCCGCCAGUUUAGCCAAUCUUUGCAGAAGGGUCUUAGCUUCUCUGAAGAUUUCUAGGUCGUUAAUAAGCCUUCAAGUCCCCGGUGUCACAGGUUGCAGGUUUUCUCUUAGUUUGUUGCCUAAGAAUACAACUGAUGUCCCAUCUUUUAACCAGUGUAGAUUAAUUCAUACCACAUUGUCCAGGAAAGGACUGGAAGAAUUUUUUGAUGACCCAAAGAACUGGGGGCAAGAAAAUGUGAAAUCUGGAGCUUCAUGGACCUGUCAGCAAUUAAGGAACAAAAGAAAUGAAGAUUUACAUAAACUUUGGUAUGUGCUACUGAAAGAAAGGAACAUGCUCCUGACUCGGGAGCAGGAGGCCAAGAGGAAGAGUUUGCCAAUGCCAAGUCCAGAGAGGUUGGAAAAGGUAAUAGAUUCUAUGGCUGCAUGUAAAGUUGUUCAGGAAAAAGAAGAUACUGUAAGACUUCUUCAGACUGGUCAAGAAAAAUCUAGACCUGGGGGAAGAAUCAUAUGGCACAAGUUCAAACAGUGGUCUAUACCAUGUUACCUAAAUAAAAGAUACAAUAGGAAACAAUUUUUUGCGAUGCUCUAUGUGGACCAUUUUGUCAGACUGAAACUUGAGAAACAAAUGCGCAUCAAAACAAGAAAGAAAAGUUUAAAGAAAAAGAAAAAAAACUUUCUUCAGGAAAAGUUUCCACAUCUUUCUCAAGCUCAGAAGACAAGUCUUGCCUAAGCUGUGUGAAUUCUUCAUUGACCAUUUUUGGUUUUCGUUUUGAUAUCAGAUUAUUUACA